GGCCCAGCUCAUUGGCGCGGCGGCCCCUCCAGGACCCGCACAUUGUUCCCCGCCCCCGCCUCGGCCACCGCCGCCUCGGUAGCCGCCGCCACCGGGCUAUAAAAACCGGCCGAGCCCCGAAAGGUGCGGAUGCUUAUUAUAGACCAGCGCGACCUCGGCGCCCGGAGCCCGGUUCUCCGCUGCGGCUUUUGGGAGCGAGCUCCUCUCCUUGCAUCCACAGAGGCGUGCGUAAAGCUCCGAGGGCCGAGGGAGGGAGGGAGGACUCUGCGAAAGCUGCGACUAUCCCUCGGGGCCAUGGACUCGGACGCCAGCCUGGUGUCCAGUCGUCCGUCGUCGCCAGAGCCCGAUGACCUUUUUCUGCCCGCCCGGAGCAAAGGCAGCGGCGGCAGCGGCUUCACGGGAGGCACAGUGUCCUCGUCCACGCCGAGCGACUGCCCGCCAGAGCUGAGCGCAGAGCUGCGCGGCGCCAUGGGCGCGGCGGGCGCGCACCCCGGGGACAAGCUGGGCGGCGGCGGCUUCAAGUCAUCCUCGUCCAGCACGUCGUCGUCCACUUCGUCGGCGGCCGCCUCGUCCACCAAGAAGGACAAGAAGCAGAUGACAGAGCCCGAGCUGCAGCAGCUACGCCUCAAGAUCAACAGCCGCGAGCGCAAGCGCAUGCACGACCUCAACAUCGCCAUGGACGGGCUGCGCGAGGUCAUGCCGUACGCUCACGGCCCGUCGGUGCGCAAGCUCUCCAAGAUCGCCACGCUGCUGCUGGCGCGCAACUACAUCCUCAUGCUCACCAACUCGUUGGAGGAGAUGAAGCGACUGGUGAGCGAGAUCUACGGCGGCCACCACGCGGGCUUCCACCCGUCAGCCUGCGGCGGCCUGGCGCACUCGGCGCCCCUGCCCGCCGCCACGGCGCACCCCGCGGCCGCCGCGCACGCCGCACACCACCCGGCGGUUCACCACCCCAUCCUGCCUCCCGCCGCCGCCGCCGCCGCCGCCGCCGCGGCCGCCGCCGCCGUGUCCAGCGCCUCCCUGCCCGGCUCCGGGUUGUCGUCCGUCGGCUCCAUCCGGCCCCCGCACGGCCUGCUCAAGUCCCCGUCGGCCGCGGCAGCGGCCCCGCUGGGGGGCGGGGGCGGCGGCAGCGGGGCAGCGGGCGGCUUCCAGCACUGGGGCGGCAUGCCCUGCCCCUGCAGCAUGUGCCAGGUGCCGCCGCCGCACCACCACGUGUCGGCCAUGGGCGCCGGCAGCCUGCCGCGCCUCACCUCCGACGCCAAGUGAGCUGGCCCGCGCCGCUGCGCUCUGGCGAGCGGAGAGACCCGGAGGCUGUGGGGAAGCAAGGACUGGCCGGCGCCGGGGGUGGGGGGGGGGCGGGGGGGACGCCCCCCCCCCAGGAGCUUAGCUCUGAGGAGCGCAGGACCUUGGGCUGGGGGUGGGGGUGGGGGCGUUGGUGCGGUAGCCGCACUGGGGAACAGGAGCAAAGGGGGGGCGCACUGAACAGUGGCGAGUGAGAGGGGCGUUCGCUCUGGGACCCGGUUCAGCCCUCUCUGGCUUUAAACAGCGCUGCUCCGAUAGACACCGUUUUGUAAGAAGGCACUGCUAGGUGCAUCCCUCCCUCGACGUCCCCCCGCCCCCAGCCAUUUCCCAAGAAAGAGUGGAUUCUUAAAACGGUGGUUUCCUCACUCUACCCGAGCAGCACUUCGUUACACGGGGGAAGGAGGGAGGGAGGACAGCGUGGGCGACUGUCUCUCCUUCCUCCUUUCUCGCCGGGUGGAGACUCGCGGGGAGCUGAGCUCCACGAGCGGCCGUCGGGCCUCGGCCUCCGGGGUCGUCCCUGGCCCAGGGCCAGGGGCCACGGGUUAGUUGGAAGCUGGCGUUCGGUACCAGAAGCACUUACGGUCGCGUCCAAUCUGGGUAAAGCCCGUUCCUCCCUGUCGCUCCUGUUGGUUUGGGGGGUUUGGGGUUUUCUAAUAAAUCUGUCUAUGUUCCUUUUUCAACAGUGCGAGCAAGCUUUAUAGAAGGUCAGAAUAGAACCACUUGUGGAUUGGAAGAAUCUAAAACUGUCGACUUUGGGGGCGGGUGUGGUUUUUUUGUUGUUGUUGUUUUGUUUUUAGUUAUUUUAAAAUAGACUCUCCCUCCUUCCCGUUCUUUUCGUCUCUAAGCACAAAGUGAUUUGGUUUAUUCCCUGAUUGGGGGCAGUCAUUCUGAUACCUGAGGGUUUGACAGAACUCAGAGGCAUGUGCUGUGAAUAUAGUUUGGGUUAUUUGGGAGUUCUAUUGGCUUUUUUAAUUUUUUCUUUCUUGGAUGUGUAAAUAUAUGAUCAAUAAUGAGGUAAGUGCGUGCUGCUAAGCUGUUUGCUCACGUGACUGCGAGCCCCUCCGGAGUCGAAGCCGGGUUCCCUCUAUAUUGGUUUCUUUUUGCCACGUUUAACACAAAUGACAAACUUUCCCACGUGCUUCCUGCGUCCUCGCAAACCGGCUCGGCGCUCCCAGCGUGGCAAUAUGGGCUUCACGGCAUCUGCCACAUAACAUCCCUCCUCUGACCGCCGUCCCUUGCAGAGAGUGUAUCAUCUGUUUUAUUUUUGUAAAAAAAAAAAAAAGUGCUAAAUAAUAUUUAUUACUUGUUUGGUUGCAAAAAACGAAAUAAAUGAUCGAGUGUUGAGAUUUUAAA
This is a messenger RNA of Zalophus californianus (California sea lion), 2655 nucleotides long. RefSeq names its product oligodendrocyte transcription factor 2 (gene OLIG2). Gene Ontology annotation, biological process: regulation of DNA-templated transcription; neuron differentiation; oligodendrocyte cell fate specification. The record is from RefSeq and is a predicted model, not a curated record. Gene Ontology annotation, molecular function: DNA-binding transcription factor activity; protein dimerization activity. NCBI's taxonomy places the organism in Eukaryota, Metazoa, Chordata, Mammalia, Carnivora, Otariidae.